AUGGGUACUUCUGAAGAUACUGUUUAUUACUCUCUCUAUUUUCCUUUUUCAUCUUCAAUACAAUCUUUAGACCAGACAUCAUUUCUUCAAGAAAAAAGUGCUCUGAUUUUAUCUGAAUUACACCAAUUUCUUAAUGGGUAUAUUUGGCACAAAGAUAAAUUUCAUUUAAGAAUUGUACAAAAUGAAUCAGAUUCAAGUUUUUCUUUCUUAUAUGGUAAAACAAGAUUUGGUGACUGUAUCGAUGAUGAAUGGUUCAUCGUUUUUUUGUUGAAACAUAUAUCGAUGAAAUUUCAAGAUGUUGUUGUGAGCGUCUCCGAUAAUGAUGGUGAAUUUUUGUUAAUCGAAGCUGCUAUGCAACUACCUUCAUGGUUGAAUCCCAGUAAUAGUGAAAAUAGGGUUUUUAUAUAUCAAGAUCAAUUACAUAUAAUCCCUUUGCCAAAAACACCUACUGAAAUUGCUAAUAUUCCAACUGGAAAAUUAUCUGUUGAUAAGGCGAUUCAGUUGGUACGCAAUGACGCUGUUGAUACUAAGGCUGAUAAUAAGGUGCAACAAACCGUAUUUUCAAAGACUUUAGAGUGA
Messenger RNA from Dentiscutata erythropus, 579 nucleotides. The record is from the annotation of a GenBank genome assembly. Lineage: Eukaryota; Fungi; Glomeromycota; Glomeromycetes; Diversisporales; Gigasporaceae.